CUACACACCACGAACACUCCCUGUCUGACCUGGUUGGUAUGAAGAUGUUGAAACUGACCAAUGUUUAUAUUCCUUUCCAUCAGACUUAGCUCAAGUCGCCACUUCUGUAUUCAAUGAUGCAGUCCAGUAUACAGCACCGAUGAUAUCACAGACUAAACGUCCCACUUUACACCAUGAAAGGCAGACCUCGGCUCCCUGUGCCUCUUUGUAGGUUCUGCAAUAAGGAGUUCAAGAGACAGGAGCACCUGGAAAGGCAUAUUCGUACACACACACGCGAAAGACCAUAUGGGUGUCCAUGCGGCCGAACAUUUACAAGACAAGAUCUACUAAAUCGUCACCGCCGACUUUCUCAGUGUUCUACCAGUGGCUCAGGAAAACAAGCGAAAUCAAAUCUGGCGAUAUCGCCUGACGGGGCUGUGACAACUUCACCCUCUAUCUCACAAGCUAGCGACGAGAACAAUCAUCACAGUCACCAGCUACAGUCUCAAGUAAACCCCUCUAAUUUAAUGCCUAUGGCAGUCUCUCCCCACACAAUGCCUUCUCAACAAGAGAUGAUGAGCCGAUUUUCAAUUCAUGAUCGGCCAUUGGGUUACCAAGAGCAGACACCAAGCCAUAUCUUUGAGCCACCGGAAGAUCCCAUCCACAACAGCAAUGUAACCCCAGCGGGCGCUUUGGAUAGCCUUGACUUCAUGCAAUUCGAGUCGUUCAACGCGGAUAUGUUCCCUGAUGAGAUGGCCAUGAUCAAUAGUUAUCUCGGGGAGGUUCUCCCCCCUGAAGACUCACAUCAAGGAUUCACACCGGAUACAGCAAACUUCUUUACUCAGUCAUUUAUUCCCGAGCCAGUUCUUGCCCCUGCUCCCUCGAGCCAUUUGCAGCUAGAGGCACCUGGCCAUAUAGAAUUGAGCAGCGCGCCAACGUCGACUCUACCUUUCUGCCAGAAACGACAAGCCCAAGCAGCUCCAGUUCGAAACAAGGUUGACCGGUUGUUGGAUACCACAGAAGAUAUCGUAGCAACAAAUCCCUGGGCUGUAUCGGUUGCUGCUCAUGAAAGGCUUUCCACGGAGUUCUCGAAGCACAGAUCAGAUAUACCCCUGUCAUUUACACUUCCCAGCAGACAUGCGCUAUCUCGAUAUAUCGCAAGCUGGAUACGAGGUUAUCAUCCACAUUUACCAUUCGUACACCUUCCAACUACGAAUCUGGAAUCCAUGUCACCUGUGCUUCUCUUGACGCUGGCAGCUACAGGGUCCUUCUAUGGAUUUGAGCACCCUCAGGGGUAUGCCAUGUACUUCGUGGCCAAAGCUAUGAUCAACCAUGAGCUGGAAGAAAGGCGUCGUGCGUCAAACCGCCACAUCCUCAAUGGUUUCCCUCGCUUUGCGGCGCUCCCUACAAGCUCUACAGAAGUCUAUGAUCCGCCCCCAAAUCACCAUGCUGUCUUAACAAAAUUCGACAUCGAACUACUACAAUCCUUGCUGAUUGCUGUAAUGACUAUGUCAUGGCUAGAUGGACCACUCGCUGAGGAGGCACUUGCUAUGAGUAGCCAGUUAACUACUCUCACCCGCGAUAUCCUGAAACGUCUACCAGAGGGACAUUCCGAUGAUACAUGGGAGGACUGGGGCCGCGAUGAGGAGAGACGACGCACCCUUCUCUCGGCAUAUUUCACAUUAAACAUUCAAACCAUCUGCUUCAACGUGCCGCCUCAGAUGACAGCUACAGAGUUUAGCUUCGAACUUCCUUGCUCCGAAGCUGAGUUCAACGCGCCGGACUCGGAAACAUGGAAUCGUGUACGACGAAAGGUCGACCCACGCAAGCUCAACUUUCAGUCAUGCUUUAAGCAAUUACUGUCUGGAGAACCACUAGUCAAGGAGGUCUCGGCAACUGAGUUUGGCAAUUAUAUGCUUAUCCAGAGUUUGCUGAUACAGAUCUACUUUGAGCGUCAAGUAUCGUCUGCCCUGUUGACUCCAUCGCCAAGUCUGUCGGAGAGUACCAUUGCGACUUAUGCUGCUGCACUCGGUGCCUGGCAAUCUUGCUGGGACUCUGCUAUCGAAUCUGCCCCCGAUCCUUCCUCUAGGAAUUCGCCGCUACCUUUCAACUCGACUGCGAUGCUCCGACUAGCUCAUAUUCAUCUUGGCUUUGGCCUCUACAGUCAAUGCGAGUUGCUAUCUCGGGAUCCUAUCGCCAAAGCUCAAGUGUUCGAACCGUAUCAGAACCCAUUGCCCCUGCGUGCUCCGCACCUUGAUCAAGCUGUUCUUCAUGCUAUCUACGCUUUGAGGAUACCUGUGAGAGUCGGUAUUGCAUUCGUGGCACGUGGCCGUACAGGUCAUUGGAGUGUCCAACAUGCUAUCAGUCACUUUGGAUGCGCCCUUCUACUUACCCACUGGCUUGAAAACAUUUAUCAGCUAGUUCUGUCGGAUGGUGCGUCAGCUCUCAGAGAGGAGGAAAAGCGCCUGCUUUCUAUGGUCGACCGUCUAGUCGAAGAAACUCAUCUAGAGGCUUCGCUAGGCCCCAAAUCCGAUUUUCCUGACAGGAUAAGACGUUUGGCUAUUGCAGCAGUGAAACUUUGGGCAGAAACUUGUAAAGGCAUACAGGUCUACGAGAUCGUCCAUGUCGUCGGAGAAACACUUUCGCUAGUGGCAGAAUCACUAGAGAAGCAGAUUUAGGUUUGGAACAAGUAAAGAAGAGCCUGGGCUUGGUUAGCUGCACAGGCAUGUGUAAUUUCAAUAACUUGAAAAGGCUGGGAAUUCAAGGUUGUAUUCUCUAAUAAGAAUGUUGCACGCGGACUUUGAGUCAACGGUCCCCAGAGUUACAUCAUAGACUACUGUGGAAAACUGGGAAGGUAUUAUACCAUUAUUGGGGACUCGAGAACCUCUUCGGUGUUCAAAUAUUUCAAAGUUUCAAUCACUGAGUUCAAGGAUUGAACUGGUAGAAGAGCCUGUACUGAACAAAUAAGUUAGACUUGAAAUCCGUCAUUGUUCGGGCUACUAUGUCUUUGUUCGAAGGAUCUGAUGGCAGUGUAUUUCCUCCUGGAAGAACACUUAGUAGCAGAUUGAUAUUGGACAACUCGGUCUUUCAGUUAAGUUGGGCAAGUACAUUUUAAAAGCCAUAUAUAAUGCAGCCCCUCAAACGCAUUGUUAUUAUUCAGUUCCAGUAAUAAAUCUAUUCAGUAUUCUUAAUCCC
Messenger RNA from Fusarium odoratissimum NRRL 54006, 3174 nucleotides. RefSeq lists its product as uncharacterized. The coding region runs from base 174 to 2657 and encodes 827 amino acids. The record is from RefSeq and is a predicted model, not a curated record. Gene Ontology annotation, cellular component: chromatin. Gene Ontology annotation, molecular function: RNA polymerase II cis-regulatory region sequence-specific DNA binding; zinc ion binding; DNA-binding transcription factor activity, RNA polymerase II-specific. The transcript has 3 exons. Lineage: Eukaryota; Fungi; Ascomycota; Sordariomycetes; Hypocreales; Nectriaceae. Gene Ontology annotation, biological process: DNA-templated transcription; regulation of transcription by RNA polymerase II.